This is a messenger RNA of Labrus bergylta (ballan wrasse), 4589 nucleotides long. RefSeq names its product zinc finger, FYVE domain containing 9a (gene zfyve9a). Gene Ontology annotation, cellular component: early endosome membrane. The record is from RefSeq and is a predicted model, not a curated record. NCBI's taxonomy places the organism in Eukaryota, Metazoa, Chordata, Actinopteri, Labriformes, Labridae. Gene Ontology annotation, biological process: liver development; endosomal transport. Gene Ontology annotation, molecular function: metal ion binding.
GUUGCUGUCGCACAACUACGGCAGACUACAGUUUGUACUUUCCGACUGGCGUUGUUUGAGCGGACCAGGCAGCGCAGGGUCUCUUAACACCAAGGAUAUACUCAAAAAUAGCUUUCCAAAAGGCGAUUAGGCAUGACGGAUACUGACGACGGGGCUCCGCGGGACUCCACGUAGAGAUGAGGAUUCCUCCGGUGUGGCCGCUGGGGGCUUGCCAGACUGGGUGAGGUGAGAACUGAGAAGGAAACCCGCUGAGAAAAGAACACCUUGGACUGCUGAGGAGGACCUCUGUGCAGGUUCACACGGCCGUCGGCAGGGUGGAGCUUCCUGACCCAUGGAGAAUUAUUUCCAGGCCGAGGCCUUCAACCUGGACAAGGUGCUGGACGAGUUUGAGCAGAACGAAGAUGAAGUUGACAAUCCCAUUCUCUCUGAUGCCAAGUGGACCCAGAUUCUGGCCCCUCCAGCCCACCUGCUGUCGCUGAACCCCGCCCUGGCCCACGCAGACCUCAGCCCCGGGGAGAGUCCCCUGCCCUUCAAGACCCUUCCUGACUCUACAUCCAGCGCCUCCCCGGGGGGUGACCCCAAAAGACACCCAGGUCCUGAACCUCCAUCUUGGGCAGAGGAUAGGCCAGCAGAUGUCCACAGCCCGCCCCUUCCCCAACCCAACAUCGGCAAACUGGUGGGCACAGACGACCUCUCCCCGCCCCCGGUGACGGCCUGUACUGCUGUGGAGAACGGCUGCCCCACCAGCCCUGCCAGCCCGCAACUGGACAGGCUCAGAGAGGAGAUUAAUUCUCUCUUGGACAACAAACCUGGCCAUUCUGACCGGGAGGGUAAACCUUAUCAGGAGGAGAGAGUCACCACAGCAGGAGGAGAAGGAGGCUCUGAUGUCAGUCACACUCAGUUUACCUUUGAAGUUGGAUUAAGACAGGAGGAGACACAGGAAGAGACUCAGAAAAUCCAUCCAGAUGUGGAAGCCUCGAUACAUAAUGGGCAAGGUGUCAAAGAGGAGGCUGUUACAGCUGCUGUUUUAGAAAAUGGGCAAGAAAAAUUAACAGCAAACAUAAAAGAAGAGCAGGUAGAAAGUGUCCUGAAUGGGAGAGGGAGAGACAUUAACGCUGCUUGUGAGUGGGAGAAGAAUGGUUUAUCUUCUUCUGACAGUGUUGAGGUGGACCAGAAGGAGUGGAUAUGUGGUUCAGAUGGACAGAUAGACCAACUCCUCAGAAUAAGAGGCCUUCCCAACGGUUUGGAGCAGGAGAGCGGUGGGCAUUCCAAGCUUAAGGAGACAGAAACGAAAGAGGAGGACCAUGAGGGUCUGUCUCCCUCUCCUGUCCCGUCUAAAGAGGACUCUGUCACUGAGGAAAAGGAAAUGGAGGAGAGCAAGCAAGAGAAUGGUGAAGGAGGAACAGCAGGGUCAGGCGGCAUACAACCAAAACUCAACAAUAAUCGGCUGCAGCCAGUCAGUGUUCCCUACGGAGGCGCGAGACCGAAGCAGCCGGUCAGCCUCAAGCUCCAGAUCCCACAGCCGCUGUCAGGUCAGGUACAAAACCAGCUCGGUCCUAGCGCCGUCAGCAAGAACAAAAACCUGGAGAACCAUUGUCGAAGAGGCACUCCGUCUGAAUUGACGCUCAGUGGGACUGAUCAAAGUGCUAACGGGGUAAACGGAGAUGGCGUCGCCCACUCUCCUCCCCCUAUGCCCUCAGAGAGCCCAGAUAACGACCUCCAGGCAGGCCAACAGGGUAAUCUGUGCAGGAAACCUGCCAGCUCUCUGGGGGAGGUAGCCCCUGUGUGGGUGCCUGACUCCCAGGCUCCUAUGUGUAUGAAAUGUGAUGUCAAGUUCACAUUCACCAAGAGGAGGCAUCACUGCAGAGCCUGCGGAAAGGUGUUCUGUGCUACAUGCUGCAGCCUGAAGUGCAGGCUCACGUACAUGGACAGGAAGGAGGCUCGCGUCUGUGUCACCUGCCAUUCUGCUCUGACAAGUGCUCAAUUUUGGGAGGCACCCGUCACUGCAAGCAACCAGAGUCCAAACCCCAACAACCCAGCAGAGUACUGCUCCACUAUCCCCCCUCUGCAGCAGGCUCAGGCCUCUGGGGUGCUCAGCUCCCCUCCUCCUACUGUCAUGGUGCCUGUGGGAGUUCUAAAACCGCCUGGCAACGAGGGGUCUCUUACACGGGAGCAAAGGAGGGUGUGGUUUGCUGAUGGGCUCCUGCCUAACGGAGACGCGACAGAGUCACCCAAACCUCCUGCCUCUAAUCCAGCCCCCUCGCAGUCUCUUGCCAUCUCCACAUUUUCAAACAAAUCCUCCACUUCUGAAUCCUCAGAGGCAUCCCACAGCCCUGUUGCCCCGGUUGGUAGCCCAGUGGGCAGCUCCUUCAGCCUGAUCCCGGAGGACGGGCUCCCUCCCAUGCUCAUCUCCACUGGAGUCAAAGGAGGUACGGGAGGCCACAUCACAGACUAUGCAGUGGAGGAGAGGCCGUCGGAGAUCGUCCUCAUGCAGCAGCUGGAGGAAGGAGGCCCAGACCCCCUGGUCUUCGUGCUCAACGCUAACCUGCUUGCUAUGGUCAAGCUUGUAAACUAUGUAAACAGGAAGUGUUGGUAUGUGACGACAAAGGGCAUGCACGCCGUCGGCCAGGCAGAGGUGGUCAUCCUGCUGCAGUGUCUACCUGACGAGAAGACCAUUCCCAAAGACAUCUUCACACACUUUGUGCAGCUCUACCAGGAGGCCCUCAGCGGCAACGUGCUGAGCCACCUGAGUCACUCAUUCUUCACACAGAGCUUCCUGGGCAGUAAGGAGCACGGCGGCUUCCUCUACAUCAGCCCUUCCUUCCAAUCGUUACAGGACCUGCUGCUGCCCAACCCGCCCUACCUCUUCGGCAUCCUGAUACAGAAGUGGGAAACGCCGUGGGCCAAAGUCUUCCCCAUCCGCCUCAUGCUGCGGCUGGGAGCAGAGUACCGAUUUUAUCCGUGUCCACUGUUCAGUGUUCGCUUCAGAAAACCCCUCUUUGGAGAGACCGGUCACACUAUCAUGAAUCUGCUUGCAGACUUCCGUAACUACCAGUACACGCUGCCAGUGGUGAAAGGUUUGGUUGUGGACAUGGAGGUGAGGAAGACGAGCAUUAAGGUCCCCAGUAAUCGUUACAAUGAGCUGAUGAAAGCCAUGAACAAGUCCAACGAACACGUGCUGGCAAUGGGGGCGUGUUUCAACGACCGGGCUGAUUCCCACCUGGUGUGUGUCCAGAACGAUGACGGGAACUAUCAGACACAGGCCAUCAGCAUCCAUCACCAGCCUCGCAAAGUUACUGGAGCCUGCUUCUUUGUGUUCAGCGGUGCUUUGAAAGCCUCAUCGGGCUUCUUGGCAAAGACCAGCAUCGUGGAAGACGGUGUCAUGAUUCAGAUCACAGCUGAGACCAUGGACUCUCUACGGCAAGCGCUGAGGGACAUGAAGGACUUCACCAUCACCUGUGGUAAAGCCGACCAGGAGGACAACCAGGAGCUCGUCCACAUCCAGUGGACGGAGGACGACCACAACUUCAACAAAGGUGUCAUCAGUCCCAUCGAUGGGAAAUCUAUGGAGUCUAUCACCAGCGUCAAGAUCUUCCAUGGCUCUGAAUUCAAAGCCAACGGCAAAGUCAUCCGCUGGACAGAGGUGUUUUUCCUUCAGAGUGAAGAUCAACCCAACGGUCUGAGCGACCCGGCCGACCACAGCCGACUGACGGAGAACGUAGCGAGAGCUUUCUGCAUGGCGCUCUGUCCACACCUGAAGCUGCUGAAGGAGGACGGGAUGGCCAAACUGGGACUGAGGGUCACUCUGGACUCAGACCAGGUGGGUUACCUGGCAGGAAGUAAUGGCCAGCCUCUGCUGCCUCUGUACCUGAGCGACCUUGACAGCGCUCUGAUCCCAGUCAUCCACGGAGGGGCGUGUCAACUGAGCGAGGGCCCGGUUGUCAUGGAGCUGAUCUUCUACAUCCUGGAGAUCAUCUCGUAGGGAGUCUUUGGACCGUCAUCUAUUUCUUUUUGGACCUUCUGAUGUCAUCUCUCAUCCUGGACCUACGUCAUCUUCCUCCAACUGUUUGCACUUCAAAGGAGCCUGAUAACUGUGCCGUGCCAGGUGGGGUAGCAUUCCUCAAGUCAAAACCUAUGCAUCCAAAAACCACCUUCUGUUCUGCUCCAGAGGCCUCCUGGGGCCUGACGAGGCCUGUCAUGUUUCCAUUGUGAUGAACUUCACCUGACAGGUCAUCUGUCUCAGGUUCUCAUAAGAGGUCCACCAAGCAGGAAGUAAACACCAGAGAUGACCUGCUCAAUCUGUUUGACCCCAGUGUGGCGUUAAAGUGCUUCUAUACAGUAUUAACCCCCCCCCCCCCUCGCGCUAAAAGUCUUCAUGUUUAUCGAUUUACAACGAUGGUCAAAGUACAAGUUGAAGUGGCUUUGUUGGUUUGUCAACAGAAAAAAAAAACUCAUGAUUUCUACAGAGGGAUUUGAUUUCUCUUUGUAUGCCUUUUAUUAGAGUCAGAAAUGUGGUACAGAGAGAGAGUGAGGAAUGACAUGCAGGAAAGGAGCUACAGGUCGGAUUUGAACCUGGGUUUGCCCGCUUG